CUGCGAGCUGGAGUUUGGCUGGGGAUUUAACUUCCUCCUUCUCUAGCUCUGAGAGACCAAUAAGCAAAAUAAAUCUCAAAGCUUAACUUUAAAAGUAAACACAACUCGGUUUAGAACGAUUCCCGUCUCCAAAAAUCUGUAAGUAUCUUUUCUAUAGUGGAUGAAGUAACUUCCCCAAGGGUACGUCUCUCGUCGUCUUGGCAUUUCUUAUUUAAGAAAGGGGGAAAAAAAAAAAAAGGAAGGAAAAAAAGCGCUACUUUUCGAGUGAUGCCAUUCUGUGAUUAAAACCAUAAUCAGGUACUUUUCCAGCAAUCCUGCCUGUCCUGUUCAUUUAGGAAUUCGAGACAAAGAAAGACAUUUGAAAAUAGCUGAGACUCCAGGCUGAAAGCAACCAUAUUUUAUGACCCUGGCAGCGAAGAGUUUAUAGCACUCGCCAUAAAAUGCAUCCUCCUCCCCACAUCCUCCCUGCUAAAGCUUUGUCCCCCUCCAAUCAAGACAGUCAAGGAGGCACCACCUUCAACCCUCUUAUUAGGAGACACCAAGUCUGCAGGCUCCGCUCUCCCUGGCUUCCUACCUGAGCGAGGGAGGGCAGGCUGACGCCUUCCACAGAAAAGGUCUUGUUAAACUUUCAAGAGAGGGCAACGGGAGGGAAAGCAGAAAGGAAGGAAAGAGAGAAGGAGAGAGAAACAAAUGGGGCAUUUUCUAAUCUGUGCCGAUCAAGGAGAACCUGUAGGGGUCCUUAAGGAGGUUUCAAGGCGUUCCGAGUGAUUGGAAAGUAAUCACCGUGUCAGCUUCACCUUUCUCAUGCAAAGUGGAUGUCGUAUGUGAGGCGGAUCCUGCACAGGUUUUUUUCUUCUUCUUGGCUUUAGCUUUUUUUUUUCACUUUAUUUUAUGCUGGGAUUCAGCCGCCCCCAAAAGCCCCAGCUGCUGCGGCCCCAGGAGCUGGCGCGGCGGGGGGAGCGGAGCGGGCACAGACACCACGCACACUCCAGCGCUGCUCGGCACGGCGCGGCGGAGCCGACCUAUUGCAAACCCGGACCAGAGGGCGGCGAGGAGGGGGGAUUUUUCAGGCCCCCCUCUUCAAUGGCUUAGAUAUUUCCUCCCCCUCCUCCUCCUUUAUUCCGCGCUCGGAUAAACCAAUCCCCACCUCUCGGCAAGAAAGUGAGGAGCUGCGACCCGCCGGAGGAGAGGAGGAUCCCCGGAGACACCGCCGCUCCCAAAGCCGCCCGGGACAUGUGCGAGGGGCCGCGGUGAGCGCCCGGCUCUGCCCGCACCGAGCUCCGGACAUCGCUCCGCCGGCGCGGCCGGGCAGCGGCAGCGGGGCGCAGGAGGAAGCGGAGCAAAGGGAGGUGGGCAGGCGGAUCGCGAAAGUGGAAGCCCGGCCAGCAGAAAGUUGCCGGGCUGCCCGCAGUAAGUUCGGCGCAUCUGUGGAGCGGGGGCGCUUUCCCUUCCGCCGGCCGCAGCCCGGGCGCUCCCCGCGGGGCCGCGGCGGCCCGGGCGAUGCUGCCCCGCUCCGCCGGCCCCGCGGCCCCGCCGCGCUCGGGGCCGCCGCUGCGGCGGGCAGGGCCCGGCCGGCCGCUGCUCUGAGCCCCGCGGCCCCCGCCCCGCCCGGCCCCCGCCCGCGGCCGCGCUCCGGCCGCACGGCAGCCGCCACAAUGGGGCCGGCGGCCGGCAGCACCGCGCUGCUGCUCUGCUGGCUCAGCGGCUGCUGCGCGGCCAUCAGCUCCAUGGACAUCGACCGCCCCGGCGACGGGAGGUGCCAGCCCAUAGAGAUCCCCAUGUGCAAGGAUAUCGGCUACAACAUGACCAGGAUGCCGAACCUGAUGGGGCACGAAAACCAAAGGGAAGCUGCCAUUCAGCUGCACGAGUUUGCCCCCUUGGUGGAGUACGGGUGCCAUAGCCAUCUGAAAUUUUUCCUGUGCUCCCUCUAUGCCCCGAUGUGCACGGAGCAGGUUUCUACCCCGAUCCCAGCCUGCAGGGUGAUGUGUGAGCAGGCGAGGCUGAAGUGCUCCCCGAUUAUGGAGCAGUUCAAUUUUAAGUGGCCGGACUCCUUGGACUGCAGCAAACUGCCCAACAAGAACGAUCCCAAUUACCUGUGCAUGGAAGCCCCCAACAACGGGUCAGAUGAGCCACCCCGGGGCUCCAGCAUGCUGCCACCCAUGUUCCGUCCCCAGCGGCCCAGCGGCGGCCACGACCUGCAGCAGCACAAGGACAGCCUGAGCAGAACGUCCUGUGAAAAUCCUGGCAAGUUCCACCAUGUGGAAAAGAGCGCAUCCUGCGCGCCGCUCUGCACGCCAGGCGUUGAUGUUUACUGGAGCAGGGAUGACAAACAGUUCGCUGUCAUUUGGAUUGCUAUCUGGUCCAUUCUGUGCUUCUUCUCCAGCGCUUUCACCGUGCUCACUUUCCUCAUAGAUCCUCAGCGUUUCAAGUACCCCGAGAGGCCCAUCAUCUUCCUCUCCAUGUGCUACUGUGUCUACUCGGUGGGGUACAUCAUCCGCCUCUUCUCGGGGGCCGAAAGCAUCGCCUGUGACAGGGACAGCGGCCAGCUCUAUGUCAUCCAGGAGGGGCUGGAGAGCACUGGCUGCACCAUCGUGUUCCUGGUUCUCUAUUACUUUGGUAUGGCCAGCUCCUUGUGGUGGGUGAUCCUGACCUUGACUUGGUUUCUGGCAGCUGGGAAGAAGUGGGGGCACGAGGCCAUCGAGGCCAACAGCAGCUACUUCCACCUGGCAGCGUGGGCCAUCCCGGCCGUGAAGACCAUCAUGAUCCUGGUGAUGAGGAGGGUGGCUGGGGACGAGCUGACAGGGCUGUGCUACGUGGGCAGCAUGGAUGUGAACGCCUUGACGGGGUUUGUGCUCAUUCCUUUGGCGUGUUAUCUAAUCAUUGGCACUUCUUUUAUUCUUUCUGGGUUUGUGGCCCUUUUUCACAUCAGGAGGGUGAUGAAAACAGGUGGAGAAAACACCGACAAGUUGGAGAAACUUAUGGUCAGGAUUGGUGUCUUCUCAGUCUUGUAUACAGUGCCUGCAACUUGUGUGAUAGCUUGCUAUUUUUAUGAGAGACUGAACAUGGAUUACUGGAAAAUUGUGGCAACUCAACAGAAAUGCAAGAUGAACAAUCAGACUAAAAAUUUAGACUGCAUGAUGAAUAACUCUAUACCAGCAGUAGAAAUUUUUAUGGUCAAAAUUUUUAUGUUAUUAGUUGUGGGCAUUACUAGUGGCAUGUGGAUCUGGACUUCCAAGACUCUUCAAUCCUGGCAAAAUGUUUGUAGUCGGAGAUUAAAGAAGAGAAGUAGGAGAAAACCUGCAAGUGUUAUUACGAGCGGUGGAAUCUACAAAAAACCUCAACAUCCACAGAAAACUCACCUUGCAAAAUAUGAAUCAACAUUACAACCGCCCACUUGUGUGUGACCGGGUUUUAGAAAAGACUGUAUUUCACCUCACAGACUUACAAAUGUCCACAGUACCAGUCAGAAAUAAAAAAAAAUGAAUGGUGCUUUUUUGUCAGAACAGUUUAAUAUCUCAAGGCACAAAAAUGUAUCAUGCUGAAUUCAGGACCUGGUGAAAAACUGAAGGUAAACGUACUCAUGGAAAGGUUUUCAGUGAAAGAAAUAUUGUGAAUUAAAACAGUCUGUUCUGUUUCUAAUUUGUAGUUAAGAAUUACAUCCAUCCCUCAGAUUAAAAAAACCCCGACAUAAAAACAAAACCAAACACAACAACCAACACUUAUUUAACUUUUUCAUGUAGCUGGGCUGGGUUUUCUUCAGCUCUCUGAGUAACAAGGUAUAGUCAGGUUUUAUGGAGCAAUGGUUUGAUUUUAGAAGUGCCCCAGUGAGCAUUGUCUCCCCAGGGACACGGAGGUCCCGAGGAGGCCGAUCCCGGGCCAGGAUGCUCUCUGGGAAAACAACCUCCGUGCUAACUUUAAAACCCUUUACAGCUGCUCUCAGCCCACUGGGCCUGCAGUGCCUAAAAAUAGGCUCGAUCUAUAAUGCUCACCAAUAUUCUUUCACCAAAAGAGAAACUUCCUGCGCCAGACACAAACUUUGUGAAUAAGAAUAAUGUGCAAUACAUUUUUUUUCUUACCAUGACAUGAAAAGAGAAACAAGUAUUUUGCUGUACAUAAAGACCACAAAAGAAAUCUCUUAACAAAAGAACUAAGAGGUCUAGUCCUCAGAAACCCUUUAGUGUUACAUUUUGUGGCUUUUUAAUGGAAAUCAAGCCAAUGUUAUACACGUUUGGACUGAUUUGUGCAAAAAAAAAGGGGGGGAUCAAUUCAAAGAGACCCAAAGGGCUUAUUGACUCUUUCUAUUGUUAAACAAAUUCUCACUAUGAAUAGAUCAAGAAGCACUAGAUUCUGCAAAGGGAAGCUUUGUAUAGAGUGAUACUCUUUACUGUGCUGGGGGUGCACAGUUUUCUGCUGUAUAUAUUUGUAAUAUACAAUUAUUUUUCAUGCUCCACUAUUUUAUUAAAAAUAAAAUAUGUUCUUUAGUUUGAUAA
Messenger RNA from Prinia subflava (tawny-flanked prinia), 4490 nucleotides. RefSeq names its product frizzled class receptor 10 (gene FZD10). NCBI's taxonomy places the organism in Eukaryota, Metazoa, Chordata, Aves, Passeriformes, Cisticolidae. The coding region runs from base 1656 to 3404 and encodes 582 amino acids. Gene Ontology annotation, cellular component: plasma membrane. The transcript has a single exon. The record is from RefSeq and is a predicted model, not a curated record. Gene Ontology annotation, molecular function: Wnt receptor activity; Wnt-protein binding. Gene Ontology annotation, biological process: canonical Wnt signaling pathway; non-canonical Wnt signaling pathway.